Lipotes vexillifer (Yangtze River dolphin) is the source of this 694-nucleotide messenger RNA. It is a transcript of the gene DYNLT5, whose product is annotated as dynein light chain Tctex-type family member 5. The record is from RefSeq and is a predicted model, not a curated record. The transcript is spliced from 4 exons. Gene Ontology annotation, molecular function: dynein intermediate chain binding. Gene Ontology annotation, biological process: microtubule-based movement. Bases 6 to 545 code for a protein of 179 amino acids. Gene Ontology annotation, cellular component: cytoplasm; cytoplasmic dynein complex. Lineage: Eukaryota; Metazoa; Chordata; Mammalia; Artiodactyla; Lipotidae.
AGGUUAUGAUGAUGUCAGACAUUGCUAAAGACAGAACGGCUCAUUUACUGAAGAAGAGGGGCAGUGUGUCUUCUUUAAGUAGUCAUGAGUUCCGGCGGAAGGAGCCUCGUGGGCGCACCAAAGACUCUCUGAGUACAGUGUCUUAUAUGGAUGAACCUAGCCAGCAUGAAGAUGCUUCUCACCUCACAGUUCAGAUGGAAAACACCUACCAACUGGGUCCUACCAAACAUUUUCCUGUUGUCAUUGUCAAUCAUAUUCUGAAAGAUGUGUUAACUAACUACCUACAAGAAGAAAAAUAUGAACCAGAGCUCUGUAGACAGAUGACUAAAACGAUUUCUGAGGUUAUUAAAGCCCAGGUCAAGGACUUGAUGAUUCCACGAUAUAAGGUAAUUGUGAUGGUUCACAUUGGACAACUGACUGGCCAGAGCAUACUGAUUGGAAGCAGAUGCCUCUGGGAUCCUAAAAAUGAUACCUUUGCAUCUUACAUUUUCAGAAACUCUUCUCUCUUUGCUCUUGCAAAUGUCUACACAGUUUACUUUGAGUGACUGAAAACAAGAAAUCUAGUUCAUACUUUUUAAAUUAAGAAAUAGGCUGUAUCUUUGUACACAAGUUUCACUGCCCAGACGUUUGAGAAAGACACAACACUAAUAUUUCAAACAACUGGAAGUUUGGGGACUUUUUCAUACUCUUGUAA